UCACGGUUUAGUUGGUCGAGAAGUAAUCGUAAAAUUAGAAGAGAAGCUGCUUCCGCUCUAGUAUUUGGUGCUUCCCCACCGAAAACUUUCCUCGUUAAUUCUAAUUUUAAGACUAAUAGUAGCAACACUGAUGAUUGCAAUGACGUCAGCUGCAGUGAUCUUCUAGCAAAAGCAAAAAAGGAAAACACGGAAAAAACGGCGAUGAUAAUAAGAAUGGGCGAUAAAGAUAAUAACAAUCCCAAUAAUGAUCAGCCUGAUAAUUCCGAUAAUCAGCCUGGUAAUACAGGCAAUGAAGGCGCUGCUGACGAUCCUCUAAAAGAUGAAGGAUUUGACAUUGGAUAUCACGGAUCAAUUGAGAUAGACGGACAAACGUUUACUGUAAUAUCCGACACUGGUUCAUCUGAUCUUUGGAUGCCAUCACAAGCUUGUGCCGAUGCAACUUGCAAAGCUCACAAAUUGUAUGAUCCAGGAAUACUCAGAAUGGCUCUUGAUCGAUUAAGCACACAAAAUUUAAAAGCAUCUUUCAAUCAGCUUCUUGUCAAAAAUGCAGUUAAAGAUUCAGUAUUUUGUUACUUCCUCGAACGUCAGAAAGACGGCAGUAACAGUCAAUUAACUUUGGUGGUGUUAACUCUUCAAAAUUUACUGGUCAACUCAAUCAUCAUCACCACCAUUGGAUAUAUUCCGGACUACACCCUCUGA
Molecule: messenger RNA, 699 nt
Organism: Ambispora leptoticha
Lineage: Eukaryota; Fungi; Glomeromycota; Glomeromycetes; Archaeosporales; Ambisporaceae
Source: the annotation of a GenBank genome assembly